This is a messenger RNA of Monoraphidium neglectum, 1613 nucleotides long. RefSeq lists its product as hypothetical. The record is from RefSeq and is a predicted model, not a curated record. Lineage: Eukaryota; Viridiplantae; Chlorophyta; Chlorophyceae; Sphaeropleales; Selenastraceae. The transcript has 13 exons. The annotation marks the transcript as partial.
AUGGAUGAGGUGCGCCUCUGGAAGGUCAAGCGCAGUCAGAGUGACAUCAUCCGCUCCAUGCGCCUGGCAUCGGGCCUGGAGAACCACGCAGACCUCGUGGCCUACUGGAAGUUUGACGAGCCGGACAAAGAUGGGGGCGAGUUCAGGGCGCACGUGGUGGCCAAGGACUCCUCUGGGAAGGGCAACGACCUGCAUCUGGCGACGCCACCUCAGCGCGGCGACGUGGAGAUCAAGCCCGCCGCCAACUCCCUGCGCACGGGCCGGCUGGAGUUCAAAAACAACCUCGCGCUGAACAAGCAGACCAAGGGCAUGCCCGAAAAGUCCUUCACGGAUGUGUACUCUCAAAUGUUCAGCUACGCAGCCCCCCGCGGCGACGACCCGGCGGCGGGCCCAGACUUUGCUGAUGAUGCGAUCCGCAUAGAAAGGUACCUCGAGAACUUCCUGCUGACAGGCGGCACCUUUGGGAGCGACCACAGCACCGCCGGGGCCGUCAGCGUUCACAUCAACAGCAACGAGAACACGGACUCGACCCACGCAGAAAACUGGAUCGACUUUGACGCGGGCUGGGUGGACGACAAAUGGCAUCACGUCGCGGUCACCUGGGACCACGAGGACGGCACCACGCGGCUGUACCUGGACGGAGAGCAGAAGACCGCCUUCUGGAAGAGCGAGUGCGUGCGCUGGGGGGGCGGCAUGGUUGGCGUUUGGCCGCGCAAGACCGGUGGCGGCGGCGCCCGGGUCAUCGGUUUGAGGGGGGGCCGACGCGGCACAGCGGGCCGCCGCGGCGCCGUCGACGACAAGCCGGCCAAGGAGGGCGGCGUCGACCCCAAGGUCGCAGCAAAGACCACCCGCCGCGGCGACGGCGCGCUCGCGCUGGGCCAGGACCAGGACUGCCUGGGGGGCUGCUUCUCCCCCGCCAACGCGUUCGAUGGCGAACUGGCCGUGCCCGUCCCCCCUCGCCUCAACCCCAACCCCAACCUCAUCCCCGACCCCAUCCCCCCCUACGCGCCCCGGCAGCUGCGCGUGUGGGGCCGCGUGCUGACUCAGGAUGACGUCAGACGCAACAUGUGGCGCAACAGGCCCGACAACGAGGAGGGGCUGGCGGCGCUGUACGUGUUCGAUACGGAAGGCGUGAAGGCCGUCGGCGCGGAGGGCGGCGCGGACGCGCUUGUGGCGGUGGACCGCACAGACGGGCGCCUGGCAGAUCCCGCGGGGCGGGGCCGCCGCUCCGAGGCCCCCGCGCCCAACCAGAACCACCUGCAGCUGCGGGCCAACCCCCCAGAGUGGGUCUACUCCUACGCGCCGCUCACGCUGCCGGACGGCACGCCCGGCGCCCCGCCGGCGCCCGGCAAGGCCGGCUACGCGAUGCGCCUGCACGACAACCAGGCGCGUCGUUCUGGGCCCCCAACCCCCGCGCGCCGUCCCUUCACGCCCCACCAUCAGCGGCCCGUGCUCAUGGUGCCCGAGUUCCACGACUUCCCCUCCACCGCGAUCACCGUCGAGUUCUGGAUGCAGUCCGUCGACACGUGCCGCCCCGGGGUGCCCUUCAGCUACGCCCACGGCCGCUACCAGCAGGAGGACAACUCCUUCCUCGUCCUCAACUAUAACAGCUG